Molecule: messenger RNA, 2716 nt
Organism: Orcinus orca (killer whale)
Lineage: Eukaryota; Metazoa; Chordata; Mammalia; Artiodactyla; Delphinidae
Gene: SLC39A5
Product: solute carrier family 39 member 5
Exons: 11
Coding region: 974-2599 (541 amino acids)
Biological process (GO): zinc ion import across plasma membrane; BMP signaling pathway; intracellular zinc ion homeostasis
Cellular component (GO): membrane
Molecular function (GO): zinc ion transmembrane transporter activity
Source: RefSeq, a predicted model, not a curated record
GCCCCUUUAAGGUAGUGCCCCUCCCCUGCCCCCUCCCUGCCAGUGACCCUUGUCCGCCUGCCUGCCUACCCCCCACAGCUGGAACCAAGAAGACUGUGUCCCCCUUCCUCUGGGCGUCCUUCCUGUUUCCUGCUGUCAGGUAAUGCCGACCUCGACCCCCUGGGCCGGUCACCCCAGUCAGACUGUGCUCCCCAACCUUAAGCCAGGUCAGACAUCUGAGGAGGCCCAGAUACUCCUUUCCUCUUCCCACCAGAGCGUCCCCUCUCGUGGUCAUAGAUUCCCAGAGGUCUGGCUCUUACUCUUCUGGGAUGAGGAAGUGCUAAAAACAAUUUCUUCCCCACGCAUCUGGGGUUGCCACUUAUCUGCCUCUUUACCCUCCUCUCCAGCUUAGGGACACCUGGGUCCAACCUUCCCAGGGAAUGUGGGGAUGGGGGUAGGAGAUGAAUGAAACCCGAUGCCAUAUGUAAGGUAGGUGAGGUGGGAGUGUAGGCAGGGAGAGGCUAAGACAGUACCACCUGGGUUGGGGUGUAAAUUAUUUAGAAGAAAAGCCCAGGCCCUGGUUCUCCUUGGCCAUGUGGCUUUUUCAGGGGCAGAGGGUGGCCCCUCCCUACUCAGGGGCCCAGCCAAGACUGACCUUUGACCCCCACCCCAGAGACCAGUGAACCAUUAACUCUUCUCUGAUGUAAGCCUUCCCACACUGGCACCUCCCUGGCCCCGCCCCCAGGCAGGUGGGCUAGGAGUGGGGGCUUGUCCAUCCCAGCCCUCUAUCUGACAUGGCCUCCGAUCUACCUGGGCAGCUGGAGGCUGAGCCUGGCUCCCCUCCACAACCCAGGAACCUCUAAGUGUCCACAGCGAGGCCUCAUGGGGACCUGAGGUGACGGCUCUCACACUGCCAGUUGGGGGGCACGGUCCUCAGAAUGUUCCUGGAGGAGUAGAAGCCGGAACCAGAGCCUCUAACCCUGUCCCCCCGAUAAUGGGGCCCCCAGUGAGUCAUCUGCUGGCUGGCCUGUGUGUGUGGGUGGCCUUGGGCUGGGUAGGGGGCUCAGCCCCCUACCUGGGCCCUGCUGAGCAGGAGCAGAACCAUUACCUGGCCCAGCUGUUUGGCCUGUAUGGGGAGAAUGGGACGCUGACUGCAGGGGGCCUAGCGAGGCUUCUCCACAGCCUGGGGCUAGGCCGAGUUCAGGCCCUCCACCUGGGACACCACGGGCCUCCAGCUGGUCAGGCUACACCCCCAGCUGGAGACAAUUCCACGCACAGGCCCCAGGACCCCGAGCUGAGUGUGGACAUCUGGGCAGGGCUGCCCCUGCAUCCCCCUGGGUGGGGUGACCUGGAGGAGACCGAGGCCCCAGCACCACCCCGUGGGCCAGCCCCAUCGGGCCUGGGCCUCUUUCACAGGCUUCUGCUGCUGGACCAUUCACUGGCUGACCAUCUGAAUGAGGAUUGUCUGAAUGGCUCCCAGCUGCUGGUCAAUUUUGGCUUGAGCCCUGCGGCUCCUCUGACCCCUCGUCAGUUUGCUCUGCUGUGUCCAGCCCUGCUUUAUCAGAUUGACAGCCGUGUCUGCAUCCGGGCCCCAGCUCCAACACCCCCAGGGGAUCUGCUAUCUGCCCUGGUUCAUAGUGCCCUGGCGGUCCUGCUGCUCAGCCUGCCUGCUCCCCUCUCCUUGCUGCUGCUGCGGCUCCUGGGACCUCAUCUGUUGCAGCCCCUGCUGGGCUUCCUGGGGUCCCUGGCCGUGGGCACUCUUUGUGGGGACGCCCUGCUACACCUGCUGCCACAUGCGCAAGGAGGGCAGCAUGCUGGACCUGGCGGGCAGCCAGAGGAGGACCUGGGACCAGGACUGUCGGUGCUUGGUGGUCUCUUUCUUCUCUUCGUCCUGGAGAACAUGCUAGGGCUUUUGCGGCGACGAGGGCUCAAGCCAAGGUGCUGCCAGCGAAAAAGAAAGGAUCUCAGAACUCCAAACCUGGACCCAGAGGAUGGCAGUGGGAUGGUGCUUCGGCCCCUGCAGGCAGUUCCAGAGCCAGGGGCUCAGGGCCAGAGGGAGCAGGACAGCCAGCCCCCAGCAGUCCUGGCCCCUCCUGGGCGCCAAGGCCACAGUCAUGGAUGUCAGGGUAGCGGUGGCACCAAUAUCACGUGGAUGGUCCUCCUGGGGGAUGGUCUGCACAACUUCACUGAUGGGCUGGCCAUAGGCGCUGCCUUCUCUGAUGGCUUCUCCAGUGGCCUCAGCACCACCGUAGCAGUCUUCUGCCACGAGCUGCCCCAUGAACUGGGUGACUUCGCGAUGCUGCUCCAGGCAGGGCUGCCCUUCCGGCGGCUGCUGCUGCUGAGCCUGGUGUCCGGAGUCCUGGGACUGGGGGGUGCAGCCCUGGGGGUGGGGCUCAGUUUGGGCCCUGUCCCCCUCACGCCCUGGGUGUUUGGGGUCACUGCCGGGGUCUUCCUCUACGUGGCCCUUGUGGACAUGCUACCAGCCCUGCUUCGUCCACCUGGGCCCCUCCCUACGCUCCAUGUGCUACUGCAGGGGCUGGGGCUGCUGCUGGGGGGUGGCCUCAUGCUCACCAUAGCCCUGCUGGAGGAGCAGCUGUGGCCUCUGGUCUCUGAUGGCUGAUGGGGGCCAGUGGAAAGGCGUCCAGGUUGCCCUUCCUUCCCCCCAACCACAGGAAUGGAGGCGGGACACAGGGCCAGUAGGAGCAACAGGAUUUUAAUAAACAGAACCCAUCCCAAA